CACCGGUUCAUCGCCAGCUCUGCUGAAAAAUUCAACAUGUCUCGAAGAUAUGAUUCCAGGACCACAAUCUUCUCACCAGAAGGUCGCCUGUACCAAGUUGAAUAUGCAAUGGAAGCAGUUGGUCACGCAGGGUCGUGUCUAGGAAUUUUGGCCGAAGAUGGUGUGCUACUUGUCGCUGAACGUAGGAAUACAAAUAAACUGCUCGAUGAGGUGUCAUAUUCUGAAAAGAUCUACAAAUUAUAUGAUGACUUGGCAUGCAGUGUAGCUGGAAUCACAUCAGAUGCUAAUGUUUUGACAAAUGAGCUUCGUCUUAUUGCUCAGCGUUAUAUGCUGCAAUACCAAGAACCCAUUCCAUGUGAACAACUCGUCAGCACACUUUGUGACUUUAAACAAGCAUAUACACAAUUUGGAGGGAAGCGUCCAUUUGGUGUCUCUAUAUUAUACAUGGGUUGGGAUAAACAUUAUGGCUACCAGCUCUACCAAAGUGACCCCAGUGGCAACUAUGGUGGCUGGAAGGCAACAUGUAUAGGCAACAACAGUGCUGCUGCAAUCUCUAUGUUGAAGCAAGAAUACAAAGAAGAGGGAAAACUCAGCGAUGCUCUUAAACUUUCUCUUAAAGUGUUAAGCAAAACUUUAGAUAUGACAAAGCUGACUUCAGAAAAAAUUGAAAUGACAACUUUAACACUCAUAGUAGAAAUUAAGGUUAUCCACUUUGUAAAUAGACAUUGGAUUGUAUGAUUGGAAUGGAAUACAACAACAGCCUUAAUCCAUCAGUUUUGCCAACUUCAGUUUCCGAGAUGAUAGCUGUCAAAUCUAUGGAUUGUACACAACAUUGGAGAUGGCGACAUCAUAGUACCUUACUGUGACAUCCUAAAAUCUGAUGGUGACAUCACAAUACUUUACGGAGACUCCUCGAAUGUAUAUGCCAAGUUAUACAUGACCUGAUUGGAUACAAGUUACAACUUGUUUACUUACAGGUCAUUUAACCAUUGAACACUGAGUAUUCACAUAGAUGAUGAUUGAAUUAAGAAUAAGGCAUCUGCAUAUGUCACACUGGGAAAUAGUCUCAUUUACUCAGAAUUUUAGGAAUUGUACUUUUGAAGCUAUAAUUCAAUCAUAUCACAAAUGUUCAUGUAGUGUAUUGUGUGUAUUCAGAAAUUUUGUCACAUGAACAAUAAACAAAUAUUCAAA
Owenia fusiformis is the source of this 1191-nucleotide messenger RNA. NCBI's taxonomy places the organism in Eukaryota, Metazoa, Annelida, Polychaeta, Sabellida, Oweniidae. The record is from the annotation of a GenBank genome assembly.